AUGAUGAGUUCGACUUUCGACGAAAACACUUCCCGUACACUAUAUGUCGGAAAUUUGGAGAAUACAGUAACUGAAGAUUUAUUAUUAGCAUUAUUCACGCAAAUUGGCCCAUGUAAAGGAUGUAAGAUUAUUCAUGAGCCGGGAAAUGAUCCUUAUGCGUUUAUUGAAUUUAAUGAGCAUCAAAUAGCGGCUCAUGCUCUAUUAGCAAUGAAUAAACGGUUAUGUAUGGGAAAAGAAAUGAAAGUGAACUGGGCAACGACGUCUGGACAUCAAAGCAAAGUUGAUACAAGCAAACACUUUCAUAUAUUUGUUGGUGAUUUAGCGCCAGAAAUUGAUCAAAAUACCCUUCGAGAUGCCUUCAGUCCUUUUGGCGAUAUCUCAGAAAUCAAAAUUGCACGUUUUUCCGAUACUGGCAAACCGAAAGGAUACUGUUUUAUUGCAUUUACAAACAAAAACGAUGCUGAAACAGCUAUUGCAAGUAUGAACGGACAGUGGCUUGGUACCAGAAAAAUUCGAACAAACUGGGCAACAAGAAAAGCCCAAACGGGUCACGAUGGACAACGAUAUAGAGAAGCUCCAAAUCAAUCAUAUAACGAAUAUUCUCAAAAACUUGAUUAUAAUGAAGUGUGGCAAAGAACCGGUGAAGCAAAUAGUACUGUUUAUUUGGGAGGCAUUAGUGAUGUAAACGAGGAACUUGUACGUAAUAUUUUUCAUGUAUAUGGUCAAAUUCAAGAGAUUCGUGUAUUUAAAGAAAAAGGAUAUGCAUUUGUGAAAUUUUUUUCAAAAGAUUCAGCAUGUCAGGCCAUAUGUAAUGUACAUGGCAUGGAUGUUAAUGGUUAUGUGGCUAAAUGCGGUUGGGGACGUGAUGAUGGUUCGAUGGGUGGUCUCGGUGGAAACAACAGUCAGGAUUCAUCGCUAUCUGGAAUGAAUUCCCACAUGCAACAUAUGUCUCAAAAUCUCUAUCAAUCUCCAUCGAAUGAUUCAAUCAUGUCAACAAAUUCUCUCAAUCAGGGGCAAUAUGGCUAUACGCCUAAUUAUACACAACAGUAUAUGCAAAAUCAACAACAAUCUUGGAAUAUGCAGACGACACCAAAUAUGCAAUCAUCCACAUCUCUUUGGGAUGGUUUUUCAAACUCAAAUAACAGUGCAGCGCCGUGGAGGAUGUCUCAAUCGUCUUAUCCACAUCAACCAUCACAGUAUACAAAUCCAAAAUCAGCAGCCACAAAUUUAGGUAUAAUGAAAUAA
Didymodactylos carnosus is the source of this 1245-nucleotide messenger RNA. The record is from the annotation of a GenBank genome assembly. NCBI's taxonomy places the organism in Eukaryota, Metazoa, Rotifera, Eurotatoria, Philodinida, Philodinidae.